Molecule: messenger RNA, 6224 nt
Organism: Phascolarctos cinereus (koala)
Lineage: Eukaryota; Metazoa; Chordata; Mammalia; Diprotodontia; Phascolarctidae
Gene: ZNF142
Product: zinc finger protein 142
Source: RefSeq, a predicted model, not a curated record
GCCCUGCCAAUAACCUCCUGCGAAGGAUACCCCCCGACUUUCCCCCACCACACCUGCCUCCCUCGGCUGGGCUCCGCCCCCAGCCCUCCCAGGGAUAGAAAUUUGACUGCCCUGAAGAAGGAAGGAACCAGAUUGUCAAGAUGAGAAAACCGAGAACCUAAGAAGUUAAAUGACUUGUUCAAGGUCACACAGUUGGUUUACUAGUGUCCCAAGGAAAUACAGCAACUAUAUGGAAAAUUAUGACUGAUACUCUAUUGGACCCACAACAAGGGAACAGCAGUAAGGAAAUGGAUAGGCUGUGCCCUCAGCUAUUACUACUGCCCCUACCCCUCCCAGACCGUGGUGUCCCAGGGCCAGUUCAGAGUCCUUCCUAUUCUGAGACCCUCCCACCUCUGCCUGCCAACUCAAACUGCCUGCUUGUGGAAGCCACGGCAACAGAGAGCAGUGCAGGAAGCAUGGAAAUCUUCGUAGAAGCUGUCACUGGAGACUUGUCCCAGAGUGCCCCCGGAGAGACCCCAGGUGUUCUGGUGAAGGUGAUGAAGCUGUACUUUUGUGAAGGCUGUGAGCAGAGCUUUCCUGAGCCCGCACUGCUGGCCCUGCACCAUUGUCCCAACACCAUAUUGCAAUCCAAGGGCAGCCUCUCUAGCCCCCAGCAGUCUGAAGAGCUGAACCCUGGGGAUUCCAUCCUCCCCAAGCCCCUACAGGGGCACAGCCCACCAGGUGGGAAUCCCCUAACAUGCCCAUCAUGUGGGCAGGAAUUUACCCAGCCACAGGCCCUGAAAAGCCACUUCACGAGCCACCAGGUCGCCCCUGAGGACUUUUCCUGCUCUGAGCCAGGAUGCAGGUUCUUUACUAGAGAACGCAAGGGGCUACAGGACCACCUACAGCAGGCCCACAGUUUGGUCCCCGUGCCCUGCCCCUUUCGUGCCUGCCCCUUGCUUUUUGGGAAUCAGCAGGGCAUGGAACUUCACCGCCGCUCCCAUUACCCCUUCCAGUGCAGCCACUGCAGCUACAUGGGCUCUAAUGCCAAGCUGUUCUGCCAGCACCAGCGGAGCCACCUACCUGGGGCUCACAGACAGCCAGCUCCUAGUCAGCACCCCUCUUCUCAGGAGAUGCAGCCAGCAACUGAACGGUCCUCAGGUGAAGGGAAACUUUCUGAAGGAGCGGGUAGCUCCCUGCCUGGUAGGAAGCCAGUGGAAGAGGAGGAGGACAAAGAAGAAAAUGGAAGGGACCUUCUGUCUCCUGAGGAGAAAGAAGAGAAGAAAAAAGAAGAUGAGAGUGAAGCCAAGGGUGGGAGCAGCAAGAAAGUCCAAAAGACACGAAAAGGGACCCGGCAAUUCAAAGGAGAUGUGGCUGCUGGCUCUGAAUCCUUGUUCAAGACCCACAUGUGCCCAGAAUGCAAGCGUUGCUUCAAGAAGCGGACCCACCUGGUGGAGCAUCUCCACCUGCACUUCCCAGAUCCCAGCCUCCAGUGUCCCAACUGCCAAAAGUUCUUCACCAGUAAGAGCAAGCUCAAAAUUCACUUGCUUCGGGAGCUGGGUGAGAAGGCCCACCGCUGCCCCCUGUGCCACUACCGGGCCGUGGAGAAGAAUGCUCUGAACCGGCACAUGGCAAGCAUGCAUGAGAAUAUCUCCAAUUUCUACUCGGAUGUCUACACAUGCCCUGUGUGCCACGAGGAAUUCCGCCUCAGCCAGGCUCUCAAGGAACACCUGAAGAGCCACGCUGCUGAGCCCACGCGCCUGCACUGCUUCCAGGAGGGCUGCAGCCACGCUGCCCCUGACCGGAAGGCCUUCAUCCGGCAUCUCCGGGAGGCCCACGGGGUGCGAGCGGUAGAGUGCCGGCACCACUCCUGCCCCAUGCUCUUCGCCACGGCCGAAGCGAUGGAGGCCCACCGCAAGAGCCACUAUGCGUUCCACUGCCCACACUGUGACUUUGCCUGUUCCAACAAGCACCUAUUCCGCAAGCAUAAGAAACAGGGGCACCCCGGCAGUGAGGAACUGCGCUGUGCAUUCUGUCCCUUUGCCACCUUCAACCCUGUGGCCUACCAAGACCACGUGGGCAAGAUGCAUGCCCACGAGAAGAUCCACCAGUGUCCCGAGUGCAGUUUUGCUACUGCCCACAAGAGGGUGCUCAUCCGCCACACACUGCUCCACACUGGAGAGAAACCCCACAAAUGUGAGCUGUGUGACUUCACCUGCCGAGAUGUGAGCUACCUGUCCAAACACAUGCUGACCCACUCAAACACCAAGGAUUACAUGUGCACCGAAUGUGGCUACGUCACCAAGUGGAAACACUACCUCAGUGUGCACAUGCGCAAGCAUGCCGGCGACCUCAGGUACCAGUGCAACCAGUGUUCCUAUCGCUGCCACCGUGCCGACCAGCUGAGCAGUCAUAAGUUGCGCCACCAGGGCAAGUCCCUAAUGUGUGAAGUGUGUGCAUUUGCCUGCAAACGCAAAUAUGAGCUGCAGAAACACAUGGCCUCCCAGCACCGCCCAGGAGCUCCAGCCCCCCUGUACCCUUGUCGAUACUGCAGCUACCAGAGCCGCCACAAACAGGCCCUGCUGAGCCACGAAAACUGCAAACACACGCGCCUGCGAGAAUUCCGCUGUGCCCUCUGUGACUACCGUACUUUCAGCAACACCACUCUUUUCUUCCACAAGCGGAAGGCCCACGGCUACGUGCCUGGGGCCCAGACCUGGCCGCACGGACAUGCUAGCCAAGAGCAGGAUGGCACCAAACAGUGCCCAGCUUCUCUACCAGGGCCAGGGGCCUCAAGCCAGUCCUCUCCCCAGGAGGAGGGACAGUGCCCACAGCCUGUGGAGUCAGUCGAGUCCAGCUUUAACCAAGCGUUGUCAGAGAUUCACAUGGAGAAGGGAGAGGGAAAAGGAGGAGAAAUUAGUGCCCCCCCUGAGGAUAACUUUGUGGGGCAGUCUCCCAGUCCUGCGGAGGUGGAUGAGGAUGGCUGUACCCUGCACCUGGAGGCAUUACGUGUUGAGUUGGAGACUGCCUCUGGGCCUCCCCCCCCUGAAAUGACAGAGACAUCCCCUAUGGAAUAUGGGCAUCUGGGCGCCUCAGAGGAGCCAGAUGGCACAUUGGAGGCUCUGCCUGGCUUUGAGGAAGAGCCAGAGCUCCCAAAUGGCGGUCAAUCUGACUUAGGAUCUGUGAGGGAACCUGUGCUAGAGAAGUCUGCCCCCAACUCCCCUAGAAACCCCUUAUCCUCGGAUGACCCCCCUGCUAAUGUAAAGCGACCCUUUGAGCCCCCUCCGUCCCCUGGGGCACCAGCCCUGUCCCAGCUCCCGCAGUCAGAAUCAGUGCUCAAAGCACUACGAAGACGGGACAAAGAACAGGCAGAAACCCUGGUACUGGAGGGGCGGGUGCAGAUGCUGGUGGUGCAAGGGGAAGGACGGGCCUUCCGCUGUCCACACUGCCCUUUCGUCACCCGCCGUGAGAAGGCACUAGGGCUCCACACCAAGACUGGGUGCCAGGGCCGCCGGGAGCCCCUCCUUUGUUCAGGAUGUGGGGCCAGCUUCAAGCAGCAGCGUGGGCUGAACACCCACCUCCUCAAGAAAUGCCCUGUCCUGCUCGGAAAGAAUAAGCCUUCGCUCAAACCCAGCUCUCCUGCCCUUCGGGACUCUCAGUCUAUUGUUACUGUUGCCUUGGAGAAUAUGAGUGAGGAGAUGCCCUGCUCUGCGACCUGGGAAGCUAAGCUGGUGCCUGCUGAGGAUCCCCCUGCUGAGCCUCCCCUGUCAGCCAAGGAAGGCAGUGAGACCCGGGGCCCCCCCUCUGACUCGUUAGCCCCGACAGAACAUUCCACGCCCGAGGCAUCACCUGCGGAAUUCCACUUCAAGCAGGGGAAGUUCCAUUGCCGUGCCUGCCCAUUCCUGUGUUCCCGUCUGUCAUCCAUCACUUCCCACGUAACCGAGGGCUGCCGGGGCCAGAGCUGGGGCAGCAAACGUGGGAGCGGGACCUGUCGAGCUGAGCCAGGCCCAAGCAGCGGGGAAAAGAGUGGGCCGAGAAGUAACCGGGAGGAGCCAGACCCAGCUGGGGAGGAUCGUGCCCAGGAGCCCCAGAAAGGGGCCCGGUUCUCCUGCCCCACCUGCCCUUUCAGCUGCAGGCAGGAGCGAGCUCUCAGGACGCACCAGGCCCGGGGCUGCCCCGGGGCUGAACCCCGAGAGCUGCGCUGCAGCCUCUGCCCCUUCACUACUCGAGGUCCAGCCGCUCUGCGGCUCCACCAGACGCGGCAACACCAGGCAGCCCUCGCACCUUCCCCUGCCCCGCCAGUCCCCCGAGGUCCCCGCCCCCUGCUACGGUGCCAGGAUUGCAGCUUCACAUGCAAGCAGAGCCGAUGCCUGCAGCAGCAUCGGCGGCUGAAGCACGAAGGAGUGAAGCCCCACCAGUGCCCUUUCUGCGAGUUCUCCACCACGCGGCGCUACCGCCUGGAAGCUCACCAGUCUCGGCACACGGGAGUGGGCCGCAUCCCAUGUGGGUCCUGCCCCCAGACUUUUGGUACCAACUCCAAGCUGCGCUUGCACAGGCUGAGGGUCCAUGACAAGACGCCCACUCAUUUUUGCCCACUCUGUGACUACAGCGGCUACCUGCAGCACGACAUCACCCGACACGUUAAUAGCUGCCACCAGGGCACGCCAGCCUUUGCCUGUCCCCGGUGUGAAGCCCGCUUCAGUUCAGAGACAGCGCUGAAGCAGCACGCGCUGAGGCGACACCCAGACCCUGCGCCUUCGGCGCCGGGCUCACCCGCUGAGGCCUCCGAAGGCCCUCUGCACUGUCCUCACUGUGGCCUCUCUUGCCCCAGCCCUGCUGGCCUGCGAUGCCACACUCGCAAACAGCACCCCAGGCUGGAGUGCAGUGCGUGCCAGGAGGCUUUCUCCAGCCGGGGAGCCCUAGAAGAGCAUCGGAGGCAGCAGCACUUCAGCCACCGGUGCCACCUGUGCAGCUUCGCGGCGCGGGAGCGGGCCGGGCUUGUGAAGCACUACCUGGAGCAGCACGAGAAGGCGGGCACAGGGGAUGGUGGGGCUGGGGGGCCCCCACUGCGCUGCCCCUUCUGUGACUUUGGUUGCCGACACCAGCUGGUGCUCGAUCACCACGUGAAGGGGCAUGGGGGAACACGGUUGUACAAGUGCACCGACUGCGCGUACAGCACCAAGAACAGGCAGAAGAUCACUUGGCACAGCCGGAUCCACACUGGGGAGAAGCCGUACCGCUGUCAUCUCUGUCCGUAUGCUUGUGCUGACCCCUCCCGCCUCAAGUACCACAUGCGAAUCCACAAAGAGGAGCGUAAAUAUUUGUGUCCCGAGUGUGGCUACAAAUGCAAGUGGGUAAACCAGCUCAAAUAUCACAUGACUAAGCACACAGGACUGAAGCCGUACCAGUGUCCUGAGUGUGAGUAUUGUACAAACCGGGCAGAUGCACUCCGGGUGCACCAGGAGACUCGGCAUCAGGAGGCCAGGGCCUUCAUGUGUGAGCAGUGUGGCAAGGCCUUCAAGACAAGGUUUCUGCUACGCACCCACCUUCGGAAGCACAGUGAGGACAAGCCGUAUGUGUGCAACGUGUGCCACCGAGCUUUCCGCUGGGCUGCUGGCCUCCGCCACCAUGCCCUCACCCACACUGACCACCACCCUUUCUUCUGCCGCCUCUGCAGCUACAAAGCCAAGCAGAAGUUUCAGGUGGUCAAGCAUGUCAGGAGGCACCAUCCUGACCAGACUGACCCCAGCCAGAGUGUGGGCAAAGACCCCACCACCCCAACAGUGCAUCUUCAUGACGUGCAGCUUGAGGAUCCUGUUCCCCUAGGUCCUGCUGCACCUGAAGGCUGAGCCAGGCUUCUAAGAAGUCAUGCAUCAGGAGACAAGGGCCUGGACCCGAACCAGAUACUGGUACUGAGGAGGGCCGAGGAAUUGCUGGCUUCGUCACCUCUGGGAGGCUGGGCCCCUCCUAGGGUGGGGCAUAGGGUACUAUGAAAUGUACAGCUGUGUAACAAUGACUGGAUCAGAGUAUGAUUUAUUACACUUAAGGUGUUUUUAGUCCUCAGGAUCCCUAAGAUUUUCCUUUAGAAAUCCUAAAUUCAGGGGCUUGGAUUUUAUCAAUUCUUUAAAGGCCUUUUCUUCUUACGUGUCACAUCUUUCACUAUUUCAUCAUCAUCAGGACAUCUUUAUUAAGCAUCUAAUAGCAUAUACUUUGUACAAAGCAACUUAAACAGGAUGUGAUCUCUA